Molecule: messenger RNA, 4080 nt
Organism: Olea europaea var. sylvestris
Lineage: Eukaryota; Viridiplantae; Streptophyta; Magnoliopsida; Lamiales; Oleaceae
Product: probable disease resistance protein At4g27220
Exons: 5
Coding region: 362-3409 (1015 amino acids)
Molecular function (GO): ADP binding; ATP hydrolysis activity
Source: RefSeq, a predicted model, not a curated record
AAUUCUAAAGAGACAAUAUAUAUGGCUCUAUUCCAAUAGCCAAAAUGAUUGCAGUUUCAAUUUGUGUAACUUCUAAUUAAUUAUCUACUCUCCUCAGCUUUACUUGCUGCUCUUUGCUUUCUCUUUCUUGAUCAGUUUCAGAAAUCAUGCAAUGAAAGGAACAGGAAACACAAUCAAUUAUUGCAAAAAGAAUUGAAACUCAGAAUUUUUUUCUAUUCAUCAAGCUUCUGAUUUCUGUACAUUUUUCAAAAUUUCUGCGGUAGCAGCUGCUUUCUCAACAAGUCCGUAGCUGAUCAUCAACACACAGAGAGCAAAGCUUGGAAGUACUAACUGAACUCGUCAGACAAAAAUAGAGCUCAUAAUGGCGGAGUCCAUUGUCGGCCACUUUGUUGAGAAGCUUGCAGAUUACACUAUUGCUGCAAUUUCUCGCCAAUUUAAAUACAUGUUUCGCUACAAUAGGAACAUUCAAAAUUUGAGGUCUGAAGUGCAAGAUCUUGAAAAUAAGAGAAAUGAUGUGCAAUCAUCAGUGGAUGGUGCAAAAAGAAAUGCGUUAGUUAUUAAAUCAGAGGUGGAUGCAUGGUUAAAAAAGGCUGAUGACUUAAAGAAAGAGGCUGAUGAAGUUUUGAAUAGCACAACAAAUUCUGAAAUGCGAUGCCUAUACUUUAGGUGUCCAAAUUUGAAGACCCGUUACUCGCUGAGCAGGAAUGCCACAAAGAAGGCUACUGCAAUUGUUGAGCUCCAGCAAAAAGGUAAAUUUGAUGAGGUGCGCAGGCGUGCACCAUUAAAGUUGUCGUCUUUCCAUGGGUCUGAGGCUUUGAAGACAAGGAUGUCAACUAAGGAGGAUAUAAUAAAAGCUCUAAAGGACAAAGAUAUCAGCAUUGUUGGGGUAUGUGGCUUGCCUGGGGUAGGUAAGACGACAAUGGCAAAGGAAGUAAUGACUGAAGUCAAAGGUGGAUUAUUUGAUGAGGUCGCCAUGGGAGUUGUUUCUAAGGAUGUAGACAUAAUAAGAAUUCAAGAUAAACUUGCUGAUAUGCUCAGUUUGAAAAUCGAUGAAAAGACCAAUGAAAUUGCUAGAGCUGCUCGACUUGCCGAAAGACUUACUCAGGAUAAUAAAAAGAGAAUUCUUGUAAUAUUAGAUGACGUAUGGACAGACAUUGAUUUGAAAACAUUAGGAAUUCCUUCAUCAAAUCGUCCUGAGGGGUUGAAAAUUCUAUUAACAUCACGCUUUGAAUAUGUCUGCAAAAGGAUGGGAGCUCAAAGGAACAUUGAAGUUGGAGUAUUGCCUAGAGAAGAAGCUUUUGCACUUUUUCAAGAUGUGGCAGAGAUUUCAAAGAUAUCUAGUAUCACUACUGAACUGAAGGCCAUAGCCGAACAAGUUGCAGAGGAGUGUAAAGGUUUACCUUUAGCACUAGUGAUUGCCGGCAAAACACUCAGAGACAGUGAACUGCGUGUAUGGAGGAAUGCACUUAAUCAACUACGGAAUUCUCAACAUGAUGAUGUGGUCUACUCAAGUAUAGAGUUGAGCUACAACUAUUUGAAAAGUGAUGAACACAGAUCCUUGCUUUUGCUAUGCUCUCUUUUCCUUGAAGAUGAGAGCAUCCCAAUUGAAAGUUUAGUUAGAUAUGCAAGGGGGCUAGGACUGUUUAAAUAUACUGAGACAUUAUUAGAUACCAGAGAUCGGACAUAUGCAAUCUCUGAUAAUCUAAAAAGUUGUCAUUUGUUACUAUCAGGAUAUAGGGAGGAGGAGGUCAAAUUGCAUGAUGUUAUCAGAGAUUUUUGUUUAUCGAUUGCAUCUAAAGGUGAACAUAGGUAUUUGGUGAAACAUGAUAUAAGGACAGAGUGGCCAGAACAUGAUAACCAUGAAUCCUACAGUGCCAUCUCACUAACAUUUCAACGGAGGAUUUUGCUACCCAGUCGGUUACAGUAUGGGAAUCUCAAGUUCUUACGGGUGCAAUGUUAUUCGGGAGGAAGGAAAAUUGACAUAACCGGAGAAUUUUUUUAUUAUAUGCAGGAACUUAGAGUUAUUGAUUUCUCUGGAUUUCAGAUUCGAUCACCGAUCCGACUGCCGCUGGGUCUCCAAACUCUGUGCUUGAACGACUGUAUUUUAGAGAUUGAAAUGUCAUCCUUUGGAAGUCUAAAGAAGUUGGAAAUUCUCACAUUCUUGGAUUCUUCUCUCCCUGUUGAUUUUUCCCGUGAUGAAAUGGUAGAACUUAGCAACCUAAGGUUAUUAGAUUUGAGGUUUAAGAAAGGUCCCUGCCUACUUCCCCCUGGUUUUUUGUUCGGUAUGAAGAAACUAGAAGAUUUGUAUUUGGGACGUUGUCUCUACCCAAGAUAUGAAGAAAAAGAGCACAUUAUCGAAGAGUUAAGUUCAUUGAAGGAUCUCAACACUCUUCAGAUUAUCACAGAUGAUACUCGGGUUCUGUUGCAAUUAUUACAAAGUUGCUCUGAGAAGCUCGAGAAGCUGGAAAGAUUUCAAAUCUACAAAAGUGGGAUUGAUCCUUCUUAUCGUUUUCAUAGGGAUUUUCGAAGGGAUUUGAAGCUCGAAAAUAUUGACCGAAACAUGCUUUUGGAACCUAGAAUUAAGUCAUUAAUGAGAAGAAGUGACAAACUUUUUCUAUCAAACGUGAUAGGUUGGAACAAUCCAGUCAUUGAGUUGGUUGAAGAUGGUUUCAUUAACUUGAAGAGUUUGGAGCUACACCGUUUGGAUUCUGAGUAUCUUAUUGAUGCUGCAGGCUCCAUUUCAAGUGGCAUGUUCGGCAAUUUGGAAUCUCUGGCAUUGGAGAAUAUGCAUUAUCUGAAGGCGAUACACAAUGGGAAUCUUCCAAGGAUGGAACAUGUGACGAGGGGUGUCUCGGAACCUGCACUGUUCUACAACCUUAAACAAAUUAUAGUUUAUGAUUGUGCUAAAAUUAAAAGAUUGUUUUCGGAGUCAGUUGCAAAAUGCAUGGUUAAUCUCCAAAGUCUUUAUUUAUGGUCAUGUCGGUCGUUAGAAGAAGUUAUUUCAAUGGACACGCAAGAAAAUGAAAUUACGGAACCGCUUUCGUUCCCAAAGCUGAAAAAAGUCGUACUUGAUGAUUUGAGUAGCUUUAUAAGCUUCAGAUCUCAACCAAAUGCAGUUGGUCUUCGUCGAACAUUGCUCAACCAGGUUGAACUGCCUGACAUGGAGAAUUUGGAAAUUUCCGGGUCGGGUAGCAUAGAAAAGAUACUAAGCGUGGAAACGCCAUUCGGAUCUCCAAAUAGAUUAUGGAGGAUGAGAGUGGCAAUUUGUGAUAAUCUAGUGAACAUUGCACAAUCCAAUUCGAUUAAACUAUUGCAAAAUCUUGGAACUCUUGUAGUAACUGAGUGUAUGGCACUAAAUGUCAUAUUUGACUUUGAGGGUCUAAAUGUUAAUAAAGACUAUGAAGAAUAAAUCAGCAUACUUGGUCAACUAAAAUCAUUAUACCUGAGGAAAGAUGAUUACUUGGUGCACAUUACGAGGAUGGUUCCUAAAGGAAUCCAUGUCUUCCAGAAUUUGAAACAUCUUGAAAUUGAUUCAUGUAGCAGGUUGAAGUACUUAUUCCCGGCUUCUAUGAUUAACUCGUUUGUGGCUUUAGAAACUCUGCGUGUCAAUUUUUGUGGCGAAAUUGAAGAAAUCUUUGGAAUAGAAGAAGAAGAAGAAGUGGUUAAAGAAGGAACGGCUAGCAAUAUUGUGUUCCAUGAAUUGAGGCGUAUAGAACUAAUCGGACUUCCAAGAUUCAACAUGUUUUGCUCUCAUAAUUAUGAAUUUGUGUUUCCUUCACUUGAUCGAUUGAGAAUUGAAGACUGCCCUAUGAUGACAAAAUUUUGUCCGGGACAACUAAAUGCACCGAAGCUUUACCAAGUACAGAUAGGAGCCAACAAAUUUAUUGACAUUUCCAAUUUAUUUAAUUAGUGAUACAGGUUCUGUACACACUCCACGAGGAGAAAUUGUGAAGAAGAGAAGAAACAGAGAGAAGAAGAGGGAAGAAACAAUGGGGUGAGUUUUCAAUCCCUGGCAUAUGGCGACAAUAGAUUAUAAUUAUGAAGAAUGAAGUGUAAAGUCUAGUCGAUGAUUUUACUCAU